Molecule: messenger RNA, 1047 nt
Organism: Daldinia childiae
Lineage: Eukaryota; Fungi; Ascomycota; Sordariomycetes; Xylariales; Hypoxylaceae
Product: putative carbohydrate-binding module family 50 protein
Exons: 1
Coding region: 1-1047 (348 amino acids)
Source: RefSeq, a predicted model, not a curated record
AUGGAUCAGCGUUACGGCAACCAAGGUUACGGAGAUGGGCGCCAACCAGGUGAGGCUUCUUCCUACUAUGGUGGCCAGCCCAACUCUCAACAUCCUCCUUACUCUGGUGGUCCGGAGGGACAACAAGGAUAUGGUCAGCAAGGAUACGGACAACAAGAGUACGGGCAACAAGGAUACGGACAGCCCAGCAAUCCUCAAUACGGCAAUGCAUAUGGCUCCGGUCCUAGAGAUCAGUACGGCGAACGUCAGAAUGAGGGGCCUUAUCAUUCCGGUCCCCCAAAUGCCGGCCCAGGAGAAGACGGAGAUCGCGGUCUGAUGGGAGGACUUGCUGGUGCUGCCGCCGGCGCUUAUGGUGGACAUAAAAUGGGCCAUGGAAUCAUCGGAGCUAUAGGUGGUGCCAUAGCUGGUCACAAGCUGGAGGACUUCGUUCAUGAUCGAAAGGAUAAGAAGGAGGAAGAAAAGCUACAUCACCAGCUUUCAUCACCGCCGCCUGCUUAUUCCGACUCUCACCACCAUGGUCAUCACGGAGGAAGUCAUUCUCCAAGCCGAGACAGAUCGAUUGGAAACCAUGACGGUAACUUUUCCGCCUCGUCGCAUGAUAUCCAUCUCGAAGGAGACUACGACCUUCGCGCAAACUGCUCACGUCGAGAAGGAGGAAGCCACGUAAGCAUCCUAAACCUCAACGAAAUUCUUAGCAAUGACGACGGUCAUUUCCGCUGGGCAAGUGGAGGGUCUGGUUCCAGCACCAUAACGGUACAGCAGGGUGAUACCUUGAGAGAGAUUGCUAGACGGUGUAAUUGUAGCUUCGAGGAUAUCGCUAGGAAGAAUAACAUCGCUAAUCCUGACAUGAUCUACCCGGGACAAACCCUACAAGUGCCGGGCCGAUCGACCGGAAAUUUUAGCGCUUCGGCUCGGGAUAUCCAUCUCGUCGACGGCGGACGGGUCCUAGAGGCGGAACUAGUGGAUACUAGAGGACAGUGGCAUCGGCGCCGGAUUGAUUUGGACGAGCGCAUCGGAAACUCGGAUGGACACUUGCGCUUCGUCUAA